Messenger RNA from Cicer arietinum (chickpea), 1825 nucleotides. The record is from RefSeq and is a predicted model, not a curated record. Lineage: Eukaryota; Viridiplantae; Streptophyta; Magnoliopsida; Fabales; Fabaceae.
UAAACAGAUCUGAGAAAUUAAUAAACAAUAGAAGAAGCAAUAGUAAGAGUUUAGUAGUGGUGCGAUAGGAAUCACAAUAGUAGAAGGAAAAUGGAUGUUAAAAAACUAGAAGAAGCAGAAGAAGAAGCAUCAAAUUCAAAGCCACUACUCAACACUUCAACUUCAACCUCUCAUUCCAACAAACCAACUCUUCUUCUCAAUUUCAUCGCCUGUAUGUCACUCAUUACAGCCGUCACCUUCGCUAUUCUCUUCUUCUCUCUCUCCCCGUCGUCAUCCUCAUCAUCCACCACCACCGCCCGCCCCCUUAAAAAACUCCCCCACCCCGUCGUCCUCCUUAUUUCCUCCGACGGAUUCCGUUUCGGCUACCAAUUCAAAACCCCAACCCCAAACAUCCACCGUCUCAUCAACAACGGCACCGAAGCCCUAACCGGACUCAUUCCCGUUUUCCCCACUCUCACUUUCCCCAAUCAUUACUCCAUCGUCACUGGUCUCUACCCUCCCCACCACGGCAUCAUCAACAACUUCUUCUUCGAUCCAAUCACCGGCGAAAAAUUCACCAUGGCGAGUCACGAAUCGAAAUGGUGGCUAGGUCAACCUUUAUGGGAAACCGUUGCUAACAACGGCAAAACCGCUGCUACUUACUUUUGGCCUGGCUCUGAGGUAAUCAAAGGCUUAUGGACUUGUCCUUUACGUUUUUGUAAACAUUAUGAUGGUUCUGUUCCUUUUGAGGAUAGGGUUGAUACUGUUUUGGAGUAUUUUGAUUUGCCACUUGAUGAAAUUCCUGUUUUUAUGACACUUUAUUUUGAGGAUCCUGAUCAUCAAGGUCAUCAAGUUGGACCUGAUGAUGAUGAGAUUACUCAAGCUGUUUCUAGGAUUGAUGGGGUUAUUGGAAGGCUUAUUAAUGGGUUGGAAAAAAGAGGGGUUUUUGAGGAUGUUACUAUUAUUAUGGUUGGUGAUCAUGGUAUGGUUGGUACUUGUGAUCAAAAGCUUGUUUUUUUAGAUGAUUUGGCUCCUUGGGUUGAUAUUACACCGAAUUGGGUUCAUUCCUAUACGCCCUUGCUUGCGAUUUGGCCGCCAAGUAAUCAUUCGGCCGCGGAUGUUGUGGUUAAGAUUAAUGAAGGAUUGAGUUCUGGGAGGGUUGAGAAUGGGAAUAAGUUGAGGGUGUUUUUGAAGGAAGAUUUGCCUCAACGUCUUCAUUAUGCAGAUAGCAAUAGGAUUCCGCCGAUUAUUGGGUUGGUUCAAGAGGGUUAUAAGGUGGAGCAAAGUAGGACGGGUAAGAAAGAGUGUGGCGGUGCUCAUGGUUAUGAUAAUGCCUUUUUUUCAAUGAGGACCAUUUUUAUUGGACAUGGUCCUCAAUUUGCUAGAGGGAGGAAGAUACCAUCCUUUCAGAAUGUUGAGAUUUAUAACUUGAUUACUUCUAUACUCAACGUAAAAGGUGCUCCUAAUAAUGGUUCUGACUCAUUUCCACAGUCUGUUCUUCUACCCUAUGCUUAACAACGCUUGAAAUUUGGUGGCUCUGGUUCUGAGGUGCUUGUCGUUGACACCAUGUCCUUCAUUCUCUAAGUGAUGCUCGGAAAUAUGAAAAAUGAUGAAGAGAGGUUGCAGAAAGAAAAGGGUGCUACGGCGCAAUCGUUUGGUUCAAUAAUUUUCAUUCUAUUUCUCGGGAUUUCUUAGUGCUUACAUGGUGAAGCUGGAUUACCAUGUUGUCAUUCUCAUAAAUUAGUACACCCUGAAAUGUAAAUGAAAAUGAUAUGAUAGUAUUCAUGACAAUGUUUAUUGAAAAUCUGUAAUGAAAUCAAAUUGCAGUAGUUCCUUUUGACUUUUA